Molecule: messenger RNA, 585 nt
Organism: Priceomyces carsonii
Lineage: Eukaryota; Fungi; Ascomycota; Pichiomycetes; Serinales; Debaryomycetaceae
Exons: 1
Coding region: 1-585 (194 amino acids)
Biological process (GO): tRNA threonylcarbamoyladenosine modification
Cellular component (GO): EKC/KEOPS complex; cytosol; nucleus
Source: RefSeq, a predicted model, not a curated record
AUGCCCUACAAGGUCUUGAAAUUGCCAGAAUUUCCCGAGAAGGUGAUAUUCAUAUCAUUCUUUAGUGAUUUGGAAAGUGAUGUCAUACGGAACGUCAAAGAAGAAUUGAUCGCUGGAAACAGUGACUUUGAUUUCUGCUUUUUGAAUACAGAUCAUAUAGUAUCUAUGGAGCAUUUGAAUUACAGUAUACAUCAAUCUAUCGUAAAUUUCAAGUUUGGGGCCGAAAAAGCUAAAACUUUGAAUACUGAGAUCAUACUUAAUCUAUCACCAACCAAUAAUAUUACGGAUUCUUUGAAAAGAUUUGGUGUAAGUGGGGAUUGCCCCAACCUCAUAGCUAUAAAAGUUCUAGAGACCCACUCAGAAGUACCAGAAAAAGUCAAUGAGCACCUUAAUUUAAUUUUAAGAGCAAAGGAACAACAAAAUAUUGAAUUUGACAACGAUGUUUUAUUUGACAAUUUCGUGAACAUACAAAAGGUAAAAAAGAUCUAUAAACUUAGUGAUGCUCAAAUGACUGAAACUGGAAAACAACAGCAGGCUAGGUUGACGCGUCUAGUAAUCGGUGCAUGUAUUUUAAGAGGUUACUAA